Messenger RNA from Bursaphelenchus okinawaensis, 2835 nucleotides. The record is from the annotation of a GenBank genome assembly. NCBI's taxonomy places the organism in Eukaryota, Metazoa, Nematoda, Chromadorea, Rhabditida, Aphelenchoididae.
AUGUUCAUCUACAUACUAGCCCUUCUAGCCAUAACUCUCUUUUACAACUAUUUCUGGAAACGUCGCAAGUUACCCCCAGGUCCCCCGCCACUACCUCUAGUGGGCAAUGUUCACACUCUCUCACAGCAAGAACGAUGGGAAGACAAAUUUAUUGAAUGGUCCAAAACUUAUGGGCCAACCUUCACCUAUUGGCUUGGUGAAUUGCCAGUUAUAGCCAUUUGUGAAUUUGCUGAUAUGCAAAAGUUUUUUGUAAAACAGUCCGAACAUUUCUCGGACCGAUACCGAACACCGGUCGAUAAUUUGUACGCUGGUAAUUGGGGUAUCGCAUUGGCUAAUGGUGACAGUUGGAGAGAGCAGAGAAGGUUUGCGUUGAAGAUUUUGAGAGAUUUUGGGUUGGGAAAGAACCAAAUGGAGGCUAGGGUAAGUUUGAAUAGCAAGAACUUUCUUUACAAGUUGUAUGUCAUAAUAUUUUAGAUAGGAGCUGAAAUUGAAUUACUGUUAGAGCAAGUCAACAAAGACAUUGAUGAUGGCAUUGAGAACAUUGACUUUUUUAAUUACACUGAUAUGGCUACUGGAUCAGUGAUUGGACGAAUUGUUCUAGGCCGGAGAUUUACAAAGGUGAGCCAUAGCCCAACUAGCCCAAAACCCUAGCCAAACACCCCAGCUCAGAGCCCUAACCUACAGCCCUAGCCCAGCGGCGCUACUUCAGAGCCCUAGCCCAGAGCUCAAAGUCCUAGCACAGAGGCCUUAGCCCAGAGGCCCUAGCUCAAGGCCCUAGCCCAGAAGUCCUAGCACAGAGCCGCAGUCUAGAGUUGUAGCCCAGAAGCUCUAGCACAGAGGCCCUAACCAAAAAGCUCUAGCCCAAAAUCCUAGCCCAGAGCCCUAGCCUAGAGCCUUAGCCCAGAGCCCUAGCUUUGAACCCUAGCCCAGAGCCUUAACCCAGAGCCCUAGCCCAGAGUCCUAGCCAGAACCCUAACUUAGAGCCCUAGCCCAGAGCCGUAGUCCAAAAGUCCCAGUUCUAGCUGGAAGGCACAUGCACUAAUCCAUAGUUCUAAACUAUAAUCUUAGUUUUGUUCUAAGCCAUCGAUUUUUUAUAUGGCUAGACAUAAUCGCAAGCCUAAAUGCAAACCCCAACUUUAGCUUUAACCUUAGUCUUAAUCUUAGUUUAAGCCCUAGUUAGAGCCUUAUCACAAAAUCCUAACCUAGAAUCCUAUUUUAAAGUCCUAGUCUAGAACCCUAGUUUACUACCUUAGUCUUAACGCUUGUAAUGAGCCUGACAUAAACCCUGCUUGCUUUGUUUCUUUUAUGUUUCCUCGAAAUUACUAUUCAGGAACACGAAGACGAAUUCUACCGUAUAAAGACCCUCACUUCCAAAAUAACCCAAUCAUUUGGUUCACCAUUCUCAAAUCUAGUACGCCAAAACCCAUGGAUGCUGAACCUGCCAAUCAUAAAAGGUCGUGCCGAAGCCAACAAAAAGACCUCAACCGAACUGAUCGAAUAUUUGCAAAAACAUAUCGAUCGUCACAUUGAACAAACCGACUAUACUCAAGACAUGGAGCCUUCUGACUUUGUAGACGCUUAUCUUUUGGAACGACAGAAACAUUUGUAUGCGCACGGGGAAGAAGGCAUGUACAGCGUGCGUCAGCUGUGUCAUGUAUGUACCGAGUUGUGGGUGGCUGGGCAGGAGACAACUUCAUCAGUUAUGGCAUGGGUUAUUGCUUUUAUGAUAACAUACCCAGAGAUUCAAGAGAAGGUUCAUGAAGAGUUGGACAGAGUUGUUGGAAACGGUGGGAUCAUUGAAGGUCAAUACAAGUCUAGUUUGCCUUAUCUUAAUGCGGUGCUUGUUGUGAGUUUUGUUUAUAAAAUUUAUAUAUUAGUAUUGUAAUUUUGGAAUAGACUAAACAAUGUUUUAGGAAUGCCAAAGAUGUGCCAAUAUAACUGGCCAAAACAUGCUCAGAGUCAAUACAAAAGAAGUCGAAGUUAAUGGUAUGCACAUUGAAACAAACACUGUUUUCGUACCUCAAAUUUCAGUUUUACUACAAGAUCCCAAAGUAAGUAUGGGCUAAUGAUACUAAAGGUACGAUAAAGGCAGAAGUGAGUGUAGGGCAAGGAUAGAGCUAAGGUAGGGUUAGAAUAUUGCUAGAGUAGGACUAGAGUAGGGCCAAGGCUGUAGCUCAGGCUUAGGCUCAAGCUCAGGCUUAAGUACAAGCUUAGGCUCAGGCUCGAAGUUAGGCUCAGGCUCAUGCUCCUACUCAAUUUUAGGCUUAUUUGCAAGCUUGCUCAAGCUAAAACUCAUGCUAAGGCUAAAAAAAGGCUGUGGCUUCGAAUUAAGCACAGCUUACAACUCAGGCUUAAGCUCACGUUUAUACUCAAGUUCAAGCUUAGUUUCAGGCUGAGGUUACGGCUCAAGCUUAAGCUUAGGCUCUGGUUUUGUUUUAAGCUUAAACUCAGGUUCAAGCUCCAGUUUAGGCUCUGGUUAAAGCUAGGAAAAAGGCCAAAGCUAAAGAAAUGCUAAAUUUAAAGCUAAAGUAACAUAAAUUUUUAAGUUUUUUAAAUUUAUUUUAGGUGUUUCCAAACCCAGAAAAGUUUGACCCAACGCGAUACCUGACCUCCGAUGGCAAGUUCAAGCAAUUUGAUGAAUUUAUACCAUUUUCACUUGGCAAAAGGAUUUGCUUAGGUGAAGGAAUGGCCAAAGCUGAGCUGUUUAUGUUUACUGCCAACUUCCUGAAUCAAUACAAGUUUUCUGCUGCUUCCAACCCACCAGUGCUCAAGAAGGUGGAUAGCAAUGGAAUCAUGAUUGUUCCUUACAAAUGCAAAAUUGAGAGACGCUAUUGA